CAAUAACAGUAUUUUAUUCUUAUAAAUUGUGUUUGCAGUAGAGAAUGUUAUCCGGAGGGGCUUUCCCUCGUAUUUUUGUCAUUUUUUCGUUGUCUCUGCAUAUGUACUCAAAGGCGUGUCGGAAUACUGCCGGAAUGUGUACCUGGCCAUAUAAGUUUUCUAGUGUACACACGUAAAUUUUGAGCCACUUUACUUGGGUGCCAUUGAGUGUUGCUUGUGAAAUAACACAAACGUGAUAUUCUGUGGUACAUUUUGUCCAGUUGAUCUGAUUGCAGGGAAAGUGUUGGCCAAAAUGUUACAUUUCAAUUACAGAUCAGCUAUUUAUAUGCCUAUAUUGUUGUUGGUCUGAGACAGGGGUGGGAGCAUAAAAGAAGUUACAAGGGAGAAUCACUAAGGGAAGACACUGCAAAUAUUUUUUAGCCAGCGCACGGAGUUAAGAAGUGACUUGGUGAUUGAAAAUGUGGCUAAACGAGGAAGUCCUGUAGUUUAUUGACAUGUCUGCAGCACACAUCAACUCGGAAUUCGAAUUCAGUGGCUUCAAUAGAGUGAGUUCUAGUUCAGCAUCCAGCUCCAUCUCAUCAUUCAACUUCUCAUCGGCUUCCGUGUCAUCGAGCUCCUCCUCAUUGCGCGAAAGCGGUAUUCUACCGGGCGAGAGUGUCGGCGGCUGCUCGCUGUCCGCGAACUUUGUUACGCUUCAAAAAAAGGACAAGAGUGCUAUUGCUGCCAUUGCCAUGUCGACCCAAGUCACUCCGAAGAUCAUGAGCAGCAUUAAUGCGAAGGAGUCAAUCCACAAAUCGAACCCCGUACACCACCACGAACUGGUUGAGGAGCCCAAAGUCAAUGCUGCGUCUCUUCCACUCUCCGACGAUCCGCGAACACUGCAACUGGCGCUGGAACUGUCCCUGGUCGGAUUCAAUGACAAUCAAACUUGCUUUGCACAACCUGCUCAAGCCCUAUCGCUACCCCUAACCGCACAAAACGACUUCGAGAUGGGCGCCAUCAAUGGAGUGGCCGCGUUCUCCAAAACCGAUAGCUCCCUGCCGCCUCCUUCGGCAUCCAGUUGCCUCUUGUUACCCGUUGCCGGCACCGUCAGCCUAGAAGAUCGAUCGAAGAAGUCGCAAAACAUGACCGAAUGUGUUCCAGUACCCAGUUCCGAACAUGUGGCCGAAAUAGUCGGUAGACAGGGUUGCAAAAUCAAAGCAUUGAGGGCUAAGACCAACACUUACAUCAAGACACCAGUUCGAGGAGAGGAGCCGGUGUUCGUAGUGACUGGUCGGAAGGAAGAUGUGAACAAGGCCAAGCGGGAAAUCCUUUCCGCUGCUGACCACUUCAGCCUAAUACGAGCAUCGCGCAAGCCGAUGAGCGACGGCCCCAGCACCGGCAUAGUAGGCAUUGCGAGUUGUUCCGGAGCUGGUGCAGUUCCACGCAUGCAGUCUGGACCCCCAUGCAUGCCAGGACAGGUAACCAUACAGGUACGUGUGCCCUAUCGGGUGGUGGGACUCGUGGUGGGGCCCAAAGGCGCUACGAUCAAGCACAUUCAGCAAGAGACUCAGACCUACAUUGUGACACCGUCGCGCGAAAAGGAGCCAAUUUUUGAAGUGACUGGCUUGCCGGACAACGUAGACACUGCCCGAAAGCAGAUAGAAGCUCAUAUUGCCCUCCGAACUGGGGCCGGAUCUGGAAGCGGGGACGCCGGUGCUAUGCCAGGUAGUGACUUGAUUGAGGCAAAUGAGUUCGAGGCAAAUGUCCUGCCGACAAUAAAUUCGCUAACCCAGAUACUAAAUGAUGAUUUGAACUCCGAGAUUUUGUCGUCUAUAUACAAAAAUGCGAUGCCGUCUGCACAGGACUACGCAAAUAACUCAAUGAAGAUUGUGGGAAAUGGUAGCAACUCUUCAAAGCCCAUGCCAGGCUAUCAUGCUGGCCACUGUUUUCAGAAAACCGAAUUCUCUGACGUGGAAAUGAUGGCAACUUUGACACCAACAAGAGUGUCCGAUAAGCAUCUUCCUGCAAACGAAGUUUCCGUUCCCCUGGCCAAAGCUAAUGUUGUAUUCCGCAAUGCGUCUAACAAAACAUUAACCUUCUGCCCUCCCACAUCCACAUCCGCAUCCGCAUCGAUUCAUUCCAACUCCAAUGCAAACAUCUUAACAAGAUCUUGUUCAUCUGCUUCCUCGACAACUUCAACAAAGAGCACCAACAACAGCGCCAACACACCUCCAGAAAUACUGAAUAUAUGGAAGAAUAUUAGCGACUCAAUCGACGUGGAUGAGGGCAUAGGCGACUCGCCCAGUAUCUGGAAUCAGCCCGCAAAUAUCAUACCGACAGCUCACUGCUCCCCCACUAUCUCAAUUAGUCCUACGGACUCGCUCUUGGGCCUCGCCGAACAUUCUGCAAAUCAAAAGAACAUGCACCUCACAAAAGAACCGACUGUGUGUAACACCCAGCAAAAGCCACAAUCCAUUCAGUUGCAGUCUAACCCGGACAAGUUCUUAAUUCACCGCGAGUGUUUCGUUUGUAAUGAAAACAAUGUUACCACUGCUUUGGUCCCGUGUGGACACAACAUGUUCUGCAUGGAGUGCGCAAACCAAAUCUGCAUUUCCAUGGAGGCAGUUUGCCCGGUUUGCAACUCUAUUGUUUACCAUGCAAUGCGCAUUCUAGGAUAAUUUUAGUUGUAUUAGUUUCUCAAAUCAUUGACUAUGUUUAAAUACGUUUAAUUCGUUGGUUUUGUAAUUUAUUGAUGUUUUUGUUUGUGGCUUCCGUGAAGUGCACUGAAAUGUAGUUUUUUAUUCCUUACAAAAUGGUUUGACCUGGAACAUUAGCAUUUCAACCUAAUUUAAGACGGCACGCGCUUUUGAGACGCUUUUGCACGCUGCAGCAUUUCGAAAAAUUCUAAUUGUUAUCUAAACACUAUAAUGGACUUUUUAUUAUUUAUACCCGUCCGCAAACAGAACAACGCUAAAACCAAGCAAAAGAGAACAGAAGCCAAGAACAGCCAAUACAAAAUUCCAAUUUUGAGAAAUGGAAUUGCAUUGUUGCAGUCUAAUAUCAGCUUAAAUUAUUUCUGGUUCAAUAGUUCAAAUGCAAAUGCAAGUUUUUUGAACUUAUGCGUAGGUAAAUUGUAGAUAACAACUUGUUGCUUUUUCAUUUAAACUUUGUUUUGGUUUAAUUACCAAUAUUUGAUGUAUGGACUUUUGAUUUGCAAACGUUUGUGUCAUUAACACAUUUCUGACACUUGUACAGUCGCAGAAGGUAUUAUACUUUCUGUCAGCAGUUUGCAAGUUUGAAGUAGACAUUUCCAAUCCUAUAGGGGAUAUAUAUUCCUGAUCAGCAUCAGCAUCUGUCCGUCCGAUUCUACGCAAACUAGUCUCUCAGUUUUAAUGCUAUUUACAUAAAGCAUUUGCGAAAAAUUGUGCUCAACAAUUUAGCAAAAUAAUGUUAGUUAGUAGAAAAGAUUCAAUUUUAUUAUCAGUUUUGGAUAUUGGAGUUUCAAUUUGAUGACUUAUUUUUAAAGGAAUGAAGUCGAGCGGAUAUUUUUUUAAAUUUAAUAUGUUUUACAGAAACCUAAUGAUAGGUACAAAAGUUAUGUAGACAUGUAUGUAUAAACGAGACAUUUUUAAUUUUAUAUAUAUCGUAUAUUGUUGAUCAGCAUCACUAGGGGUACCGAUCUCGCCGUGACCGUCUGUCCGCUCGUUUUGACGCAAAUUAGUGCCUCAGAUUUAGAGCUAUCAAGAUGACUUUAAAAUAUUUAACUAUUACUGAACCCCGAAGAAUAUUACCACAAAAUUUAAAAACUGCAAAGUUCUUUUUUUCCGGUUGUUCCAAUGGAAGCUUUAUGAUAAAGUCCUGCAGUAGAAGAAAAACUUGGACAAACGGAUAUGGAUAGAUCGAUUCUCCUAGUGAUGCUGAUCAAGAUUAUUUACAUAUAUAUAUUAUGUCCGAAUUGUCUUCUUAACUGCGUUGUAAACUUUUGGAAGGGUAUAUAAAUUAAAGACGUUCAUAUAGAAGAAACAGGCGAUUACAUAUUUAAAAAAGAGUUCUAACAUUGGUUUUUUUUAACUUUGUUGAGGGUGUUUUAAUACUGGUCAAAGAAAAACAAAAAAACGGAUGGUCAGAUCAUAAAAAGUUCAAUCUCUUCUCCGCUGGAUCUGCGUAUCCGCUUACAUCUCGCAGAAUUUUGUCUGAUAUCAAUGUCUUAUUUAUAUAGAUUAGAUUUUCUUCAAAAGGGAUAUUGAUUUCUUGAUCCGAUCCGGCUUGUUCCCAUUUAUACUACCUGCAAUAGAAAGACAACUUUUGGCAAAGUUUCAAAGAUAGCUUUAAAACUGAUGCUGAUCAAGAAUAUAUUUAUUUUAUGGGAUCGGAAAAGCGCCAUUCAAUGCGUUGGAAACUUUUGACUGAAAUUGUAAGGGUUUAAAAAUAGAAGCUUAUUCUAAAUUAUCAGUGCAAAACACACUGUAAUCCACCUAAAAAGCGAUUUCGGAAUAUGGCAACACAUUUCAACUUGUAUUAUUUAUACUGAAAUACAUGUAUCCAAGUAGGAGCAUAGUAUCUAUAAGUAAAAUAAAUGAAAUUGUUCUAUGAUAAUAACGAAAUGCAUGACACAAGUGAAAUAGACCGACCAUCCCCUAGAUUUGUUUGGCUUAAGGCUCGAAUAUAGGUUUAUAGAAGAGUUAAUACUAUUAAAAAGCUAUCAUACAAAAAAAAAAUCAAGACUUAAAUCCAAAGAACUCUUAGAAUUCGCAAUUUGUUUUCUAUUUUUGCAUUUUCGAAGCUUCAUUAAUAGAAGUUUUUAUAAGAUUACGCUAUCCGUUGAAAUUUUGUUUCAGCAUAUUCCUUAACCCAAUAGUGUAUUAUAAAUUUUUAAUAAUAUAAAAUGGCGGAGUAAGAGUAGUAUUGAUUAAAACAUUUGGAUUAUUAUUAUUAUUUAUUUAUUAACUUCUGUUUUACGAAGUUUGUUUUUUCCCUGGUGCACUUUAUUUAAGUUUUGAAGUUAGAAAACUAAAAAGCAAGAACACGCGAUGUCUCGGUACAAUUACUCGAGUGUCUUUUAACCUUAAAAAAAAGUUUUAAAUAUGUAUUUGAGGUUAUUUUCAUGAAAAAUGGCUUUUAAUUAGAAGACAAAUACAACUGUACUCACCAUUUGUUUUUAAAGGUUACACCUUUUGUUCGUUGUAAAUAAUAAACGGUGCAAUAUUUCACACGAAGUUACCCUACAGAUAUUCCAGAAAGAUACAAAAUGUUUUAAAUGCAAUUUUUGUAUGACAUAAUUACACAGGCUUCAAAAUUUAAACCGAUUUAGGGGGAUUUUCCCCGGAGAUCAAACCUUUAUUUUUGCGGGGCACUUGACCCAUGAUUUAUAAAAUUAUACUCAACAUUUUUAUGUAUGCUGCAAUUUUUUUUAAGUGCAAAUAGCGUUUUUAACAUGUUUUCAUGCCAUGUUUUCAUCAAUGAUUUUGCAGGCUCUUAUAUUUAAAAAAGUGGGAUUCUGUUUUCGUUGUUUUUGUCAGAUUUUUUAUUAACAUCAAAGUGGUAUUUGAAAACGUGUUUUCACCAAAUUUUAAUUUUACGCUUAACUUAGCCUAAACCUAAACUAAGCCUUUUUUUUUUCUUAAAAUACAGAUUCUAGAAUAAAAAUUUGAUGUUUUUAAAAAAUGUAUUUGUGGUGGCUUAAUUUUGCAACAUUUUGAAACUUCGUCGAGCUCUAUCAUCUAUGCUAGGAAACCAAAAAAAAAUGUACCAUAUAAAAAAUGUUUAGUGUGAUUUCUUGAAUAAGGGAGCCCAACUGCACCGGGAAAUCGAGGUUUGAUCUCUGGAAGACUUUGUCGAUUUAAAUUUGUAAACCAGUGUUGAUUUAUAUGGGGCGAAUCAAAACAAAUCUUCAUUCACAGGGAUUAUUAAUUUAACAUCAGUUUAAGGACGGUUCCAAGUCAUCUCCGAUUGAAACUCAGUUAGACUAGUUCUCAGUGAAAUAUUAUACAGAUUUUUAAAAAAGUAUUUCAAAAGAUUGGCAAUCAUAAAAAAAUUUAGCUGUUUGUUUUUAUUUCAAAAAUUUUUUGAGCCACUUACCUAAAAUAUUUUAUAAAAAACAGUAACGAUUUCUUUCCGAGAAAUAUUUUCGCUAAACUACUAUUAACUAUUUGAAAAUUGAACUCUUAAAUUAUUACCUUAGACUUAUAAUAUGGUGCAUUAUCUGUUUUUGUUCAAAUUCUUUGAAAAUAAAAUUAUUAUAACUAUGCUUUUCAUAUUAACAUUUCAAGUUAAUAACUCAGACUUCAGUUAACAGAAUUGUAGUAAUUAACUCUUGAUUUAGUUGUUUAUUAUAUUCUAGAAAAAUUUCUAAAGGCACAUAAUGUAUGUAGAUCCCAAGGGAAACUAGCAAUAGAAAUUUCUCAUUAAAUAAAUGACAUUUACACAGACGUAAUAUAAAAGUAUAUUGGAUCGUAUAAGUAAAUGUUAUGACACUAAUUCUCUGAAAAAUAAAAAUUGACUGAUAAAUUAGCAUUAAUAUUAAGAUCGGCACAUAACAUACAUUAUAUCAAUAGAUAAAGUCAAAUACAAAUAGUUGUUUAUAUUUAAAAAUACGAUGUAUGACCCACAUGUGACAACUACCUUAAUAAAGCUUACGAUUAAUGUGAAUAAAAAGACUUAUACAUUUAUAGUCAAUCAUAUUUAAUAUUUAUAAUACAAGGUAAAUUGCGCGAAUGUUAAAAACCCCAAAAUAUUAGAGUUCUGUUUAAAUUUUGAUGUUUUAUAUUAAAAUUAUUUUAGACCUGUGUUAUUAAAACUGUGUCCCAAGAGUAUAUUGAUCAAUCUAGUCCGAUUAAUUAUAAUAGAGGCUUAUAUAUUUUUAAAUGUAUAUAAUUUUAAAUUAAAAUCUGCAAGGUCAAAAAUUCAAACGAGUGAGACUAAAUAAAGGUUUAUUGAUCGCGCAAAAUGAACAUUUUACAUUAUUUUAUAAACUAUUACUAGAGUAAAUUAAUUUCAUACAAGAAUUAUAAAAAAUGAGCAUUUAU
Drosophila elegans is the source of this 7007-nucleotide messenger RNA. Its product is annotated as RNA-binding protein MEX3B. Gene Ontology annotation, molecular function: RNA binding. NCBI's taxonomy places the organism in Eukaryota, Metazoa, Arthropoda, Insecta, Diptera, Drosophilidae. The record is from RefSeq and is a predicted model, not a curated record. The transcript has 3 exons. The coding region runs from base 495 to 2660 and encodes 721 amino acids.